AUGCGCCUUACAAAUCUUGUCCCCGCUAUGCUGUGGCUGGCUCUUGCAAGUCUCAACUCGGCCAUUUCUCGCUUCGCGAUCGUCCUGCGGGACGAUGCAAAAUCAGACCUCAUCAAUGUCAAUGACGCUCUACUGGACCUUGCAUUUCAACGUCUCAUGCAAAGGGUUCUCGAUGUCUCGGUUAUUCUGGCCCUAAUGUCAGCGUCGCUCUCCAUCUUCGGUAUUGUCCUUGCGAUCCACCCGAGGUGGCUGCAUCGGGACUGCAAAUUUCGGCUUUAUUUCGAAUGCCUUCAAGUCACGCUGGGCCUGAGAGUACUCUCCGUGGGUGGAUAUGUCGCCAGCUGCGUCCACGGCUAUCAAUCCUCGUUUGAGCUGUUUAACAGCCACGGCCACUUUCCAUACUACUAG
Molecule: messenger RNA, 408 nt
Organism: Penicillium odoratum
Lineage: Eukaryota; Fungi; Ascomycota; Eurotiomycetes; Eurotiales; Aspergillaceae
Exons: 1
Coding region: 1-408 (135 amino acids)
Source: RefSeq, a predicted model, not a curated record